Phasianus colchicus (ring-necked pheasant) is the source of this 5139-nucleotide messenger RNA. It is a transcript of the gene FRZB, whose product is annotated as frizzled related protein. Gene Ontology annotation, cellular component: cytoplasm. Gene Ontology annotation, molecular function: Wnt-protein binding. Gene Ontology annotation, biological process: non-canonical Wnt signaling pathway; canonical Wnt signaling pathway. Lineage: Eukaryota; Metazoa; Chordata; Aves; Galliformes; Phasianidae. The record is from RefSeq and is a predicted model, not a curated record.
AUGUGGCGGGGGCUGCCGGCGCUGGCCCUGGCCGCGCUGCUGCUGCUGGGGCGGGCGCCGGCGGGGCGGGCGGCGGCCUGCGAGCCGGUGCGCAUCCCGCUAUGCAAGCCGCUGCCCUGGAACAUGACCAAGAUGCCGAACCACCUGCAUCACAGCACGCAGGCCAACGCCGUGCUGGCCAUGGAGCAGUUCGAGGGGCUGCUGGGCACCAACUGCAGCCCGGACCUGCUCUUCUUCCUCUGCGCCAUGUACGCGCCCAUCUGCACCAUCGACUUCCAGCACGAGCCCAUCAAGCCCUGCAAGUCCGUCUGCGAGCGCGCCCGCGCCGGCUGCGAGCCCGUCCUCAUCCGCUACCGCCACGCGUGGCCCGAGAGCCUGGCCUGCGACGAGUUGCCGCUCUACGACCGCGGCGUCUGCAUCUCCCCCGAGGCCAUCGUCACCGCCGAGGGCGCCGAUUUCCCAAUGGAUUCUAAUAAUGGCAACUGUAGAGGCACCGGCAUCGAACGCUGCAAAUGCAAACCCAUAAAAGCUACCCAGAAGACCUACCUACGCAACAAUUAUAACUAUGUCAUUCGGGCAAAAGUGAAGGAGGUGAAGACUAAAUGUCAUGAUGUCACUGCAGUAGUGGAAGUAAAGGAGAUUCUCAAAUCUUCCCUGGUGAACAUCCCAAAGGACACUGUAAACCUUUACACAAACUCCGGCUGCCUCUGUCCACCGCUCAGUGCCAAUGAAGAGUACAUCAUUAUGGGCUACGAAGAUGAGGAGCGCUCCAGGUUACUCUUGGUGGAAGGCUCCAUAGCCGAGAAAUGGAAGGAUCGACUUGGUAAAAAAGUAAAGCGCUGGGAUCAAAAGCUCCGCCACCUGGGCAAGGGGAAAGGAGAGCCGGGACAAAGCGAUUCGGCACCGAAGACUGGGAAGGCCAGCAAUGCCCGGCAGGCUCGCAGCUAGAUGUGAAAUGCCCUACGCCAAAAUUCAGUGGACUAUCUGUCAAGACUUCACUGUUGGAGCAGCAAAGGAGAAAUUGCACUAUUGCACGUUAUAUUCUAUUGUUUACUACAAAAUGUUUUAGCUUAUAUUAGUUUUUAUUCUCCCUCUUGUUUUCUACCUUUUUUUUUUGUUUGUUUGUUUUUGGAUGUGUGCAAGCUCUGGAAAUAAUAUGUUCAUUUAUGUUACUAAGAACUGUAGAAAACUGCCUUUGUGAGGUGUGGGAAGGUCAGGAUAUGCUGAAGUUGCCAUUUUAACUCCCAGAUCUUCUAAGUGGGUGAACCUGUGCAAGCAGGAGAUCUAUUGCAGCCCAUCAUUAGUGACCCACACCAGCUUCCUUGGCUCAGUCAUUCUGAUCACAGCCUUGGUUGCUGCUUGCAAACCUCUUUACUGGGCCGGGGUUUGUUAAGUGCAUACGUUUUUAUUUGAAAAUAUAAGUGCCAUAUACAUACACAGGUUAGAGUCACAUGGCACUUCUGGAAAAAUUAUGAAAAGACAAUUUUUUGAAUUCUCUGGACCUUGUAGGAAACCUUAUGUAGUUCUGCCACAGCAGAACUUUAUUUAUCAUACACUUCUUCUCUUAUAAUGGCAGUUUCUUCUUCUUUUUUUUUUUUUUUUUUUCCUUCUUUCUGCUGAGUUGUAGGAAUAGACUGCCUUACCAGGCCUGCUUCUCAGUACAGGUCUGCACUUUAUCAUUCUGAUUUUCUGGUGUUAUUCUUCAAUCAGUGCCUAUAUAAACAAGUGUUCAAUACUCAGUAAAAUACGUCCAAUAAAAAAAAAUAAAUUGUAGUUGUCAAAAUGGACCUUAGCUGACAUUUGAACCAACAUCAUAUUUUUAUAUUGCUGUUCAAAAUAUAAAACCCUAAAUCCCUUCCUUUUUGUGCUUUUAUAAAAUUCUUUGCAGAUAGUAAUAACAUGUUUGAAAUUAAACACUCUGUUCUUCUGUUUUUCUUUUCUCUCUUGCUUGAAAGAAAUUAAAAUGAUGUAAAUAAAAUAACAGUUUUCUCCACUGUAAUAUACAGAGGGGAAACCACUCUGCUUACAAUGGCUGUUGGGCUUUCAACUAUGAGUAUUUUCCAUAGCCACCUGUUUUCCUGGCUCACCUAAAUGCACUUGGGCUGCCUCUUGUUAGCAAAGCAGUACUACAGUUGUUAGGUUGAAAAUGUGCUGGUAACAAGUACAUCCAGAAAUAUUUGGGAAUAUUUAUAAUAAUGUCAUUUUAAGAUUACAUUUAAUAAGAAAGGUGCUGGGGCAAGUUUUCCAACAAGCAGGAUACCAAGUAAGUUGAAAGAUAGAUCUGUUUCCUGCAAAACUCAAAAUCUGCGUGGGUUGAUUUGUUGUUGUUGUUGUGUUGGUUUUUGGUUUUUGUUUGGUUUGUUUUUGUUUGGUUUGGUUUGGUUUUUUUUUUUGUAGUUUGCAGUGGGAUUUAAGUCUUCAGCUGGUUUGGUGUUUGCUCAGAAUAUUGCACGGGCUGGCUCAGGAACUGUGGAAAGGCUUUCAAAGAAGAAGCUGAAUUUAAACAAAAAAAUCACAUCUGGAAACCUUGCUCUGGUGUAUUUUGGACAUUGUAGUUCGUUCUCAUCUACUCUAUUGGUUGGUUCCUGGCGUUUUCAGGCAUGCUGUCAGCAAGCAGGUGUAUGCCUGUGGUGGGUCAGAGCAGAUACAUCAGGAUGAACAUCAGUACUGUGGCAGCAAACUGACUUGAGGAGUGAGUAAACAGCAAGUCCUAUGAAGCCCAUUGCCAGUAUUAUCUAUCAUAUGUACUUACUGGGCUUUGGACUUUUUUUAUAAAGCAGUGAAUAGCAGGCAGUUCAUAUGAGGAGGAAGGAUUGUUGCACAAAAUGUCAAGAAAACUGCAAUUCUGAGUAAUCCUAUUUUCUGUUGUGCUCUUAUCCCCAUACUCAGAGCUUUCUUAAGAAAGCUAAGAAGUCUGUAAUUUUGCACCCCGCUUAAUUCUCAAUUAGAGAUUAAUCUAAUCUAUCAAAUAAUUUAUAUUCUGUGAUGUGAAAAUGUUUUUGUUUUUCUCCUCAAAUCUCAUUGACCUUUGCCUUGUGCUGCCCCUAUCAUUGCUUCAGAACUUCAGUGCUAAAAGGUAGCAUUUAACUCAGAUUGUAAAGGUCCUCCUCCCCAUCUAGAAUCUGCUCCAUUUGUCUCUGGAAGACACUUGUGCUUCAUCUUUUAAUGCCCUAGCUGUGUCAAAGGGAAAAUAAGGCUUUCUGGGGACAAAAGAGGAGGAAAGCAGUAGCUCUGUUCAUAACUGGUUUCUGGUCAGCUUUAAUGUUUUAUUUGCUAGGCUUGAAUUCAUGCCCAGUCUUUGUGUAAUCAACAACAUGAUGACAAGAAAGUGAGACAGCUGUGUUUAAUGCUGUUAACCUCUGCUGUUGUGCAUUUCCAGCAAGGACAGUGGGCCACAGUGACAUCCUCUGAAGGUGAGUGAAACUACUACUAGUGAUAGCAAUCUGCACCAGGCUGGUGAGGACAGCUGGUUACCUCAUGCUCCUGUUCAGCUAGGAGAGCAGCUGAGAGUAAGGGCAGCCUUGUUCAUAGCUUUUGUGCCCAUCACAUCGUGUCUUUGCUGGUGAGUCUCUUUAAAUGGUCACCCGUGUGCUGGAGAGAGCUAUUUUUCCUCUUUUUCCCAAGAUCUCUUCUGUAGCAGUAUAGAGACAACAUCUGUCUCCUAAUCCUUAAUUUUUAUCUGCAGUGAAGUGGCUUCAUGAGUCAUUGUCAAUCUACUGUGAAAAACUUUGUGUCUGUGAAAGACCUAAAGCAUUUGGUUGUUUCAGUUGAAAAUACGUGGACUUUCUUUUUCAGGUUUUUGGAGAUAGCACUAAAAUUGCGUAAGAGAAGUGCAAACAAGAAAGCAUGUGUGACAGCCAGCUUAUUGGCUGUGUAUAAUGUGGUUGUUUUACUGGGUGAUGCACAUGCCUAUGCAUGCACAUGUGACCAAGUGACAUGGGAUGUAUGGAAGGACUGAUUGAAACCAUGCCUUUCCCACAUCUGGGUUAUAUUAUUCCAGCAAGCAAAUAUGCAGCCCCAAAUCCCUGUGGAUAAUUAGCCUGACAUGUUGCUUAUCAGAAGGCACCCUUUCCCAGCAGAGCUCAGCAGAUGAAAAGAUGGGGGAGUAUUGAACACCAAAGAUAUUUGUGAGCCAUGCCUAAUUUCUGAUGGAGGUUCACUCGUGAUGUUAAUAGAUCUGCACAGAAGGUGCUGGCAUGUUAGAAAUAGUAUGAAAAUGACACACCUUCAUUUCAGCCUGUGUAUGAUUAUUUUUAUCUGUAAUUCCUUCUAUUAAAGCCAAGAGUAAGCAGAAUCUAUAUGGUGAGAACAACUUUCAUGUUUAUGUGAAUGAGAGUAGCGUGGUUCGUUUUUACAGCUUUGCAGAGAGAGUUCCAGGAGAAGUAGGAAGAAUAAAGGCCUCUUGUUCUUAGAAAGUCUGUUCUGAGAAAAAUCAGGAUCCUGAGAAAAAUCUGUUCUGCCAAAUCAGGAUCCUCAGGCUGUGUGCUGGGGAGGCUCAAGUGGAAAGAGAAAAUGUCAGUGUGUUUAAAGAGAGGGUAAGAUAUGAAAGAGUACGACUGCAUAAUAUCAGUCAACUAGAAUCAGGUAUUGUUCUUGUUUUUUUAAGAUUUGGGUGCAUCGAGCAUGAGAAAAAGUAGUGGUUGAGUUGUAAUAUCAAUGAUGGAAUGAAAAAUGGCUACACCAAGCUUAACUUAAGAAUGACUGUAGGGCCAGCUGGGAAGUAGCUGACUGCAAAGGACCCCAGCCUAGAGGCUGCCAAUGUCAGCAAAUUAAAUUGCACAACAUGCAGGGUGAGAUGCCAAAAUCAAUAUCCUGAAGUUUGUGGUAUAGAGUAGGUAGGUAAGUUAGUGAGAUAGUAAGAAGGAAUGAACAAAUUAACAUUACAUAUAUAUAGCAGGGCAGCUAGUACAGCUGGGGAUGCUUAAAUCCAGCUGUACAGGAGAGAUGUGCUGGCUACCAUUGCUUCUCUUCACUGAUAUGAAAUAAGACCAAUACCAUGGCAGCUGGUAGUGCCUAUUCCUAGUAGUUUGCAGACAAGAAGUUGGGAAUUCCACAUUGUCUCCAAGUUCUCUGGCAGCACUGCUGUCUUCAAACAGAUGUGCUUUGCUUUGCAAAUGCACAUGUAUUUGCAAUGCAAUA